GCUCUGGGGCACCAUCACACACCCCAUCACACACUUAGCGCGUUCACACACCGGCACCUCACUCCUGGGUGAGGCCACGAUUUUCACACACACAUACACACACACACACACACACACACAAUGGCCCUUGGUCAUUCCAUCACACUCAUACACACGGCCACCUGUGCACCCACCCGGUACACCAAGUGGGAGCCUUGCGUAUACACCCAGGCAUAGCUACGCAUUCACACCAGACAUCGCCUAUCACAGCACACUCAACUCAGCAAUACUCCCUUAUCAAACACACUCACAGCCACCCUGCUCUGGCCUGCUUGUCCCUAUUCACACUUGUUCACGGUGUCCCUCAUGUACCCCUAGACCCUGGAGUAGGCUGUGCACACACUUCCUCUCCCAUACUCUCCAUCUCUUAGCUUGCUGCCCAUCCCCUGCACUCACUCAGCCCAAGUGUGCACACCCCUGCAAAUCUACUCUUGCCCUCCUGUGGAUGAAUGGAUGGAUGGUCUGGGGGCCACUUCUGGAAAAAGAACCAGAUAGCGGCCUGGGGCACAAGUAUGGUCAUAAGGGCAGUUGGGCAGUCCUGAAGACCCAGCCUGGCUCCAGCUUCUUUGAAAGAACUCCAGCCCCCCAGCACCUCAGCCCACAGCCCUCUGCUGCCCACAGGAUGGGAGCCUGGGGGCUGGGAACCCAGCCAUGAGGGACUGCUGCCCCUCCCAGCAAAAGGCCAGCCCUGCACCCCCUAGGCACAAGCCCGCCCCAAGCCCAGGCAUGGACUCUAGACACAGCAGCCCCAGUGGGGCUGGGGAAGGGGCUUCCUAUUCUGAGGGUCCUGCCGGGAGCCUGGCCUGCCCCUCCCUGACCUACAUCCCUCCCCAAGAGGCAGCUACCAAGGAGACAUUGGGGGCACAUGGAGCCUUGAUCUCAGGGACAUCAGAAACCACCUUCUCUGGGAAGCCAGAGCCUGUGUCCUCAGUGAAAACUGAUCCCUCAUCCUGGGAGAACAGAAAUCCUAUGUUUUUGGAGAAGAUGGAUUCCAAGUCUUCAAAGCAGGCAGAUUCCGCUUCCAUAGGAAAGGAAGAGGCUGGGUCCUUGAGGAAGGCAGAUCCCAUGUUUGUAGUAAAGACAGAACCUGAAAUCUUGGGAAAAGGGGAUCCUUUGUCUUCUGGAAGGAUGGAUCCUGUGACUCCGAGAAAGGAGGAUCCGGGACCCUUGGGAAAGGUAGACCCUGUGUGCUCUGACAAGGGGGGUCCAGUGCCCCCAGGGAGGGAGGGUCCCGCAGCCUCUGCCCGAGCCGAUCCUGAGUUCCCGAGAAAGGAGGGGCCCAGGUAUUCAGGAAAGGAGCUUCCUGUGGCCUCCGAAGAGACGGCUGCUGCCUCGGUGGGAAAGGCAGAUCUUGUGUCCUUGGGAGAGAGAGAUCCUGGGCCCUCAGGAAAGAUGGGUCCUCGGUCCUUGGAAAACACAGAUUCUGCAGCUGCAGGAAAGCUAGACCCUGGGUCCUUGGCAACACUGACCGCAGGGUCGUCAGGCAAAACUGAGCCUGUGUCUCCGGGAAUAGUGGCUCUGGGGUCCUCAGGAAAGAUGGAUGCUACUCACUCGGGGAUGACAGACCCUGCAUGUAUGGGAAGUGUGGAAACUGUGUCCUCCACAAAAGAGGACCCUCAGUUCCUGGGGAAGACGGACCCUACCUCCCCGGGAAAGGGAGAGCCCACGUCUGUGAGAGUGAUCAAAACCACGUCUGCUGGGCAGCUGGAUGCUGUAUUUUCAGGAAAGACGGAAACCACGUCUUUGAAAGAUGUGGAUCCUGGGCCUUCGGGCAGGGUGGGCCCAGUUUCUUUGGGAAAGGUGGAUCCUGGGCCCUCAGGAAAGCCAGAGCCCUUGUCUCCUGGGCAGGCAGAAGCGAGGUCAACCGGAAAGACAGAAACUAUGUCAUCACGAACGGAGGACCCCGUGCCCUCCACAAACGUGGAUCCCAUUUCUGUGGGAAAUACAAAAGCAUCAUCUUCUGGAAAAGUGAAUUCUGAAUCGAAAGGAAGGAUAGACCCUGGGCCCUCAGGUCCAGGGAAUCCCAAAUUCUUGGGGACAGCAGGGCCCUCAUCCUCUGUAAAAGCUGAGACAGAGACUGAGGGGGAAACAGAUCCACUGUCUUCAGAGAAGGCAGGUCCUACGGCCUCUGGAAUGGUGGGUCCCACAGCCUCAGGGAAGGCUGAUCCCCUGACCGUGGGCAAGAUAGACGCCGUGAGCAGAGGGAAGGCAGAAAGCGUUCCCCCUGGAGACGCGGACUCUGUGUCUUCCGGAAAAGUGGCCCCUGUGACUCUAGAAAAAACAGUCCUGGCAUCCUUGGGAAAAGCAGAAGCUGUCCCGGAGGGAAAGGUGAACCCUCUGCCCCCAGAGAAGGGGAAUCCUAUGAACUCCACCAAGGUGGACCCCAGGGCCUCAGGGAAGGCAGAACCCAGGUCUGAGGGCAAAGCAGAAACAAAGCCCCUUGGGCAGGAGGGCCCUGCUUCAUCGGGAAAAACAGAGGCUGCCUCUCUGCAGGAGAAGCCGCUGGCCCUGGAGAAAGGGGAGCCGGAAGCCUCAGGAAAAGCAGACCCCAUUGUCUCUGGGAAGGUGGAGCCUGCGACCCCCCGGGAGGCCGGUGCUGCGCCUCCAAGAAGAGCAGAGUCCCCAGCCUCUGGGAAGUUGGCCCCUCUGACUCUGGAGAAGGCAGAUGCCUCCUCCUCCAGGCAGUCAGAAGGCAAACCGUGCGGCCCAGGCCCUUCUCUCGCGGGGGCCGGUAGUGGCGGAGGCCUCUUGGAGCCAGUGCCCGAGCCCAGCACAGAGGUCUCCAGCCUAGGUCGGAAAGACCUGGUGGCCGCUGGGGCCGAGAGAAGCCCCGGCCCGGAGGCCACAGGGCCCCCGCCUGGGCCGCGGACUCGCGACAACUUCACUAAGGCGCCGUCGUGGGAGGCGAGCGCCCCGCCGCGCGAGGACGCGGGGACGCAGGCGGGCGCGCUGGCCUGCGUGUCGGUGGCCGUGAGCCCCAUGUCUCCGCAGGACGGCGCGGGCGGCCCGGCCUUCAGCUUCCAGGCGGCGCCUCGAGCGCCCAGCCCCGCGCCCAGACCACCCUCGCGCCGGGACGCGGGCCUGGGUGUCGCUGGGCGCCGCCGAGACGCGCUCGGUGGCCCACCCGGCCUCUUCCGCGCGUUGCUGCAGAGUGUGCGCCGGCCGCGGUGCUGCUCCCGAGCCGGACCCACGGCCGAAUGA
This is a messenger RNA of Ailuropoda melanoleuca (giant panda), 3240 nucleotides long. It is a transcript of the gene GPRIN1, whose product is annotated as G protein regulated inducer of neurite outgrowth 1. Bases 691 to 3240 code for a protein of 849 amino acids. Gene Ontology annotation, cellular component: plasma membrane. The transcript has 2 exons. Gene Ontology annotation, biological process: neuron projection development. NCBI's taxonomy places the organism in Eukaryota, Metazoa, Chordata, Mammalia, Carnivora, Ursidae. The record is from RefSeq and is a predicted model, not a curated record.